AUGUCUGUUGUAACCGAUCCAACCAGCGCUUCGACUAGCGCUGAGGCAAGCACGGGCCCCGCGGCAAACACGAGGCAACAGACGGCUGCGAGAAAAGAGAAGAUCGCGCUUCUUCGGGCGCAGCUCGCUGCUUUGGAGCUCGAGAACUCUGAGCUGGAAGGAGACUCCAAGAACGAUGAGGAGACACCUCAACAGGAUGAAGAUCUGAAGGAUCUGACGAAAACGCACCAGGGUCAAGGCGGCGUGAUCAAAACUGAAACGGACGUCGAGCCGCAAAAGCUGGCUUCGUCAUCGUCGGUCCCACCCCCGGCGGUCCACCAGCCCGCACCCCGUCCGCAGGCAGUCGACUGGCAGCCCGCCAAGGCGCCCAAGCUGCUAGCCCCCUCGUUCGACGGCACGGCGGCAAAGCUGACCCAAUACGAGAAGGACUUGAAGCGUUACCGGUCGUACUUUCCAGAGGAGAGAUGGAACGAGAUCCUGUCUCUCACCUUGGUUGGGUCGGCCGCCGAUUGGUUCGCCUCUGGUAGCGACAAGUGGUGGAGGCUCUCGCACCAGGAGCUCUGCGAUCGGCUCCGGCUCCGUUUCGGCGACCCCAACGAGCGUUCCACUGCGAAGAAGGCGAUUCGCAACAUGAACAAGCUGUCGGUGUUGGAGAUCCAGACGGUCCUCGACAAGUAUGCGGAGGUGUCGGGUCUGUCAGAGGGCGAGAUCGCGGGCGCUAUCUGGGAUGCCAUGUCUCUCGAAGUCUUCCAGUUCGCGCGGAUGGAAAAUAUAUCCGAGAAUCUCCCGCCGUCUGAGCUCAUGGCGAGCCUGUGGGCGAUGCAGGAGUGGGAGAGCCGAAAGGUCACAGCGGCGCCGCCUCAACCGCAGCCGCAGCCGAGCUACAAGGCGUCGUUCUAUGGUCAGCGUGCGGCUCAACCGAAGCAGCAGCCUUCCCAGCCGCAGAAGCAGCAGACCAGCGUGGUGGCGGCGGUGGCGUUCGCGGAGGCUAUGGCGGCCAAGUACAACUUGUCGGCGGAGGAGCUCGAGAGACGUCGCCGUGAGCACCUUUGUUUCCGCUGUGGCUCCGGAACCCAUCUCAGGAAGACAUGCGGUCAGGCCCCGGCGGUGGCGGCAGUUCAAGUUCCAAUGAUCAAGUUGAGGACAGUGACGAAAGAGGAGAUGAAGGUGCGCGAGGGCGUGGCGCUGCGAGUUACUUUGGCGGGCCGGCAGUUGUGGGUCCAAGCGAUGAUCCUGGAUGGGCCGGUGGUGCCGCUCCUGUUGGGCAUGGAUGUGCUGGCGGCGGCAAAUCCUGUCAUCGAUCUGGCGACUCGGACGGUGCGGUUCGAGAGCAUGAAGCCGGUUCGUGUCAGAGGCAAGGGCAGUCUGGGCUCGGGCGUCAUUGGCGUGGUGCAGCAGGACGAGGCUGCGCCCGCGGUGGUGGCGAAAGCGGCGGACGUGCAGAACGAGGCUAAGCCGGCGACACAGGCCAAGCCGGCGCAGGGCGAGGCUCAGCCAGCGGUGGCGACAGAGGCCGAGGUGCAGAACGAGGCUAAGCCGGCGACACAGGCCAAGCCGGCGGCAGCAGCGGAAGAGGCGAAGCCGGUGGUGACAGAGGCCGAGCCGGCGACGGCGACAGAGGCCAAGCCGGCGGCAGCAGCGGAAGAGGCGAAGCCGGUGGUGACAGGGACCAAGCCAGCGCCGGUGGCGAUCCAGCGGGAAGCGUCGGAGGCGAGGUUGCCGUCGUCAGUGGUGGCGUUCCGGCGACGUCGGAAGCGACAGAAGCGGCGUAUGUUUGUGCGCUUGGUCGCGGCGGCCGAUGCGCUGGAGGUGGUUCUGCCCGAGGCGUACGCAGAGUUCGCUGAUCGUUUUGAGCCGAGCGGACCCAAGAAGUUGCCCGUGAGCCGACCUGGUUUUGAUGCGGUGAUCCGUAUUGACCCGUCCAAGCAGCUCAGGUGUGACCCGAACCGCAAGUUUGGCCGUAGCAAGGAGGAAGCCCUGAGGAAGUACGUGGAGGACGGCCUGAAGACUGGCAUGAUUGUGGAGUCCGAGUCCGCGUUCUGCUCCCAGCCCAUGUUCGUCAAGAAGGGUGAUGGCUGGCGCGUCUGUAUGGACUCCCGGCGUCUGAAUGAGGCGACGAUCAGGGAUCGGUACCCGUCGCCUGAUGCCUUGGCGCUGAUUGACAAGCUGAAGGGCGCGAAAAUUUUCAGCAAGUUUGAUCUCACGAGCGCGUUCUGGCAAGUGAGAUUGAGCGCCGACAGUGAGAAAUACACGGCGUUCCCGUGCGACGGCAAGCUGUACCAACACAGGGUCAUGUGUUUCGGGUUGGUCAACGCGCCGGCGAUGUUCCAGCGUCUGAUUAAUGAGGUCAUGGGCCCGCUCUCCGCUUUCGCUGGAGGGUACUUUGACGACAUUAUUGUGUUCUCCAAGACGCCGGAGGAGCACGAGCUCCACGUGAAGCAGAUGCUGGCUCGGCUGAGGGAGUUUGACCUGUACGUCUCCUUGAAGAAGUGCGUGUUUGGCACGUCGAGUGUCGACUUCUUGGGGCGGCGGGUCAGCGAAGCCGGAGUGGCGGUGGAUCCUCGCAAGGUGCAGGCGGUCCUCAACUGGAAGCCGCCGACGGACGCGACUGGUGUGCGUGAGGUCAACGGCCUCGCGUCCUUCAUGAGGCGUCAUGUGCCGAACUAUGCCGAGCUGGCGCGCCCGAUGACGAUGCUGACGCGGAAGAAUGUCCCAUUCGUCUGGUCGGCAGAGUGCGAGAAGUCGUUCCGCGCGAUCCAGCAGGCGCUCGUCCAGGCGCCGGUGCUGGCGUACCCCGACACGUCGCGGCCGUUUGAGAUUUUCUCGGAUGCGUCAGAUCUCGCGUUGGGUGGUGUGCUGAUGCAGAGGUCGGAGUCCGGCGACGGUCUGCACCCGGUCGCCUACUACUCGCGCGUGUUCACGAAGCCAGAGAUCAACUACUCGGUCUACGACAAGGAGCUGCUGGCUAUCCUGGAGUGUCUCCGCGAGUGGCGACAUUACGUUUGCGGUUCUGGCAAGAUCACCGUUUGGUCGGACCACAGGAAUUUGCAGUGGUUUACGGAGACGCGGGAGCUGACGGCGCGCGAGGCUCGGUGGUGCGAGAUGCUGGGCGAGUUCGAUCUGCUCAUCAAGCAUCUGGAGGGCUCCAAGAACGGUGCGGCGGAUGCGAUGUCCCGUUCGGCGUCGGGAGCCGGGCCGAAAGAGAAGCUUAAGGGCCGGGUGUUGGACCCCGAGUUGUUGGUGGCCCCAGUCGCUGGCGAGGCCGAUGACGAGCAGAGCGAAGAUUUCGUGUUCUCGCCCGGGGCGACUCUGCCGAGCGCGCCUACGGUCAUGACGCCUACUGCCAUUCGCGAGGCUUUGCAGAAGGCGGUGGCCGAGGGGGAAGAAGAAGGAGUAGAGCUUCUAUCCUCCAAACGAUACCAACUUCACGACGGUCUCAUCAAGCGCGAGGACCGAGUGUUCGUUCCAGAACAUUUACGUCCACAGAUCCUGCGAUACCGCCAUGACGCAGCGACAGCAGGUCACUGCGGGAACCGAAAGACGCUCGAGUUAGUUCAACGCGACUUUGUCUGGCCUGGAAUGAGAAAGUACGUGGAGCAGUACGUGCACACUUGCCCAGUUUGCCAGAUGGUGAAGCAUGCGAGGCACGCACCAUACGGUCUCUUGACUCCGAUUGAGGCCGCAGACAAGCCUUUCGGCGACUGGUCCAUCGACUUUGUGACCGGAUUACCAGAUUCUCAAGGGUUUAACGCAGUCAUGGUCUGCAUCGAUCGACUGACUCGAGUUGCACAUUUCAUUCCGACGACAAAGUCUGUCACGGCGGAGGAAUCGGCUCAGUUGUUCCUGGAGAAUGUCGUGAAGCUGCACGGCGUUCCGGUUCGUGUCUUGUCUGAUCACGGACCUCAGUUCAUUGCAAAGUUCUGGAAGAAGCUAUGGAAGGCGAUGGACAUCGACCUCUCCUACUCUAGCGCGUAUCAUCCACAAGGAAACGGUCUUGUGGAACGGGUGAAUCAAGCGCUGGAGUCAUACCUGCGAGCGUACGUCAGUGAAGCCGAGGACUGGUCAAGACUCCUCUGGUUGUGCGAGUUCACGUACAACAACACGGUGCACGCGGCGAUCCAGUGCAGUCCGUUCAUGGCCAUGUACGGUUUCCAGCCGGAAAUGGAUGAGAUUAACUUCAAGUCGCCGAAGGCACCUCAAACGGCAGCUGAUCGCGUGGAGGAACUCAAGGCACUGCGUUUCUCGUUGAGAGCGAAUAUUCACCGAGCAAACAUGUCCGCAGCCAAGUUCUAUGAUCGACACCACAAGGCAGCACCUCCGAUCACGGUGGGCAGCCUAGUCACAGUUCUGCGUCGCAGUCAGACGGCCGAACAACCGUAUGCCAAGUUGGCGUACGUACGCGAUGGUCCCUUCAAGGUCGUGAAGCAGAUCAAUGAGCGUGCCUUUGAGCUGGAUCUAGGUGAAGCAUCCAGCAAGUCCCGCACCUUCCAUGUAUCUGUCUUGGAAUUGUUUGUCGCUGAUGACGUUGAAGGUCGGAUUCGGCGGGUCCUGCCUCCUGUCAAGGACUGGGACGGAACAGUUCGACAUCGAGUCGAGGCGGUGAUUGAUUCGACUCGUCACAGCGAGAUUAUGUACUAUCGCAUCCGAAGGGUAGGCACCACUGCUCGUGAAGAUACUUGGGAGCCGGCCAAAGAUGUGUGGGCUCGCUUCCCCAGGGCCGUUCGUUUAUUCCAUCUAGCCGAACCUUCUCUGCCACAGCCUACGCGAGAGGAGUUUCACGAAUGGAUCGCCGUCGGUCCAGGCGAAUCAUGUUCAACCCACGGCUAG
Molecule: messenger RNA, 4827 nt
Organism: Capsaspora owczarzaki ATCC 30864
Lineage: Eukaryota; Filasterea; Ministeriida; Capsasporidae
Exons: 2
Coding region: 1-4827 (1608 amino acids)
Biological process (GO): DNA integration
Molecular function (GO): nucleic acid binding
Source: RefSeq, a predicted model, not a curated record